Molecule: messenger RNA, 843 nt
Organism: Rhodamnia argentea
Lineage: Eukaryota; Viridiplantae; Streptophyta; Magnoliopsida; Myrtales; Myrtaceae
Exons: 2
Coding region: 71-511 (146 amino acids)
Source: RefSeq, a predicted model, not a curated record
GUCCAAAAACCGAAUAAAGAAAGAAGCAAAUGGGCAUGAUUCUCUCCGAGGAAUAAGAGCUCCUCCCUUAAUGGCGUCGUGCUACUUCCCCUCGAAAUUCCGCCCUCUUUUACUGCUUGCUCUUCCGGCUCUGCUCCUCUCCUGCUUGCUUCUCUCAGUGCCCAGAUCGAAGAAGGUGGCCAUGUCCAAAUCGGGAGCAGAAGAAGAAGCAAGAUUGGUGACGGAGAUUCAUGGUGUUAAGAUAGAGAAGAGCCCUCCUCAGUCCAAACUCGAUGAGCUUGGCGUCGCCAAUUGGCCCAAGUGGGGAUGCGGUCCAAGUAAGUUCCCAUGGACCUUCGAAUCCACAGAGACAAUGUACUUGCUGGAAGGGAAAGUGAUAGUGUAUAUUGACGGGCAUGAUGGUUCUUUCGAAAUCGGAGGCGGGGAUCUGGUUGUAUUCCCUAAAGGUAUGAAGAUUGUUUGGGAUGUCGUCGAAGCUGUGAACAAGCACUACAGCUUGGAAAAGAACUGAGGAAUUUGGAACUCUGUUUGUAACUUCAUGUGUCUGCUAAUCUGAUAUCUGCUUACUAGGCGGCACUAGAUUUCAAUUGCUGUCAACUGGAGGAGGAACAUAUCGCUACCAGAGAUUUAUAGCAUCAUCUCGUAUUUAAACUGUGGGCAGGUCUUCGCUUCUUUCUAAACAGUGUUCUUCCUGAGCUUACAGGAAAAAAAAAAUUGCACUCCUGUUAACUGUGUUGUUUCUUAGGCGAGGUUGCUUAGAUGAUGCUUUGCCACAUUAAGAGAUGAUCUUGUCAAAUUCUGGUUCGUUAUUGCAUUCAAGAUAAGAUUGUGUGCCAGGUUCUA